AUGGCGAAUCUCGACACGAAUGCUGCCAGUGUGGCCAUUCUUACACAAGUAAUUUCUACACUUUUAUUCAACGAAUGCUGCCACACAGGACUGCAUCUCAGAGUUAUACUGAAAGAGCUUACAUUGCAGAGCUUCCUGCCUCUAAUGCGUAAAUCAGCCGCUCAGGUGAAAGGAGAUUUCUCACCGGAUCGUGCUGCCAUUUUGAACAUAUCAGCUAGUUACGGCUCAAUAAGCAAAAACACUACUGGAUCAGGACCACUCAAGGGCCUGUCCUACAUGACGAGUAAGUCAGCGCUCAAUUCCUUGAUGAAGACAAUGUCCAUUGAUUUGAAGUCCGACGGCAUUCUUGUCGCCAAUUUCUGUCCGGGCUGGGUACAGACCGACAUGGGUGGAGCGAAGGCCCCCCUAACGGUUGACCAGUCAGCUGCUGCAUUAGUGUCGUCGUUUGCCAAGUUGGACAAGAAGCACCACGGCGGUUUCUUCAGCAGAACUCUUGAAGCCAAUUCCAUACUGAAUUCAAGAUUAAUGCUAGAUGAACGAUAA
This is a messenger RNA of Ostertagia ostertagi, 543 nucleotides long. The record is from the annotation of a GenBank genome assembly. NCBI's taxonomy places the organism in Eukaryota, Metazoa, Nematoda, Chromadorea, Rhabditida, Trichostrongylidae.